AUGUGCUCGACACAGCGCGAGACAUCAUGCUACUUCUGGAAGCACAUGGGCGAACGUUUGAGAAUGUCUGCCGUGGGACUCGGAGGCGCCAUAGACGUCUAUUGUAUUCCUCGACCGGAAGUCGAUCGACGCCAUUGGCAGAGUGAGCAGGUCCGAAUGUCGCAAGAAAUGGGCUCGUUACAUGUGCUUUCUCCCUCUGCGACUCGUGAUGUUGCGAAGCUGAAACCCGUGGCUGAGGAGGCCGGCGAGACCCCGAGAUUGCUUGCAUAUACCCUGAUCCAACGACAGGAUUACACGCAAUCAGAUCAUAGUAUUCGUUGCAGGCUGGGUGCCAUCAACGGCAGAGGCCCACAUCGGCACAUGCCCAAAUGCCCUGACGCAGAAGAGAGGAAGGAGAAUCAGUGA
Molecule: messenger RNA, 405 nt
Organism: Pseudocercospora fijiensis CIRAD86
Lineage: Eukaryota; Fungi; Ascomycota; Dothideomycetes; Mycosphaerellales; Mycosphaerellaceae
Exons: 6
Coding region: 1-405 (134 amino acids)
Source: RefSeq, a predicted model, not a curated record